CAGAGCCCUACGAACCGUGGUCAAAAGUAGUGCACCAGGGAAUAGGGUGCCAUUUGAGAUUGUAUCAUAUUAAUAAAAGGGCUGAGGGAUGAUAUACGGUUGGGAAAGACCCAUACAGUCAUUGGGAAAGACUACUAAAUGGGCUUUCCACCUUUCCAUAUUUAAAAUGUCUUAUCGUCCCAUAAAAAAACGUGGACUUCUUUCAAACAGUGAAAAUGGAUUGAAGGACUCAGGAAUGGUAAACUUUUUCAAAUAAUCUUAUUUGGACAAUAAUUGCCCUUCGAUAUUCGCGCAUACAUACUAUGCAAAGAUAUUGGAUAGGUAGCACAUACCAUUUGAUAUAGAUCGAUAGCGAAUGUUAUAUUCUUCUAGAAUUAUGCUUCAUACAUAUUGAAAGCGAAAGCUGCGUGCAGCGGAGGAGACAGCUCAUUUGGCUAAAGUCAAUCGUCUGAGAACGUGACUUCACUUCACUUUAAAAACAGAACUACAACGCUUUUCUCUCACCGUUCACACAAGAAGCAGCUAGGCUACCUGGCAGGCAGGCUGGCUAGCUCACUGUUUUCUAGAAGUGUCAUCAAGGAUGCUCAAGAUGAGACAGUGUUCUUUACCUCUUUCUGCGUUCCCUCUUUUGGCUGUUCUGCUGGAGAGCCAGCAGUGGAUGGCCAGCAGUGGAUGGCCAGCAGUGGAGAGCCAGCAGUGGAGAGCCAGCCAGCAGUGGAGAGCCAGCCAGCAGUGGAGAGCCAGCAGUGGAGAGCCAGCCAGCAGUGGAGAGGCAGCAGGGGAGAGCCAGCCAGCAGUGGAGAGCCAGCCAGCAGUGGAGAGCCAGCCAGCAGUGGAGAGCCAGCCAGCAGUGGAGAGGCAGCCAGCAGUGGAGAGGCAGCCAGCAGUGGAGAGGCAGCCAGCAGGGGAGAGGCAGCCAGCAGUGGAGAGGCAGCAGGGGAGAGCCAGCCAGCAGUGGAGAGCCAGCAGUGGAGAGCCAGCAGUGGAGAGCCAGCCAGCAGUGGAGAGGCAGCAGGGGAGAGCCAGCCAGCAGUGCAGAGCCAGCAGUGCAGAGCCAGCAGUGGAGAGCCAGCAGUGGAGAGCCAGCCAGCAGUGGAGAGCCAGCAGUGGAGAGCCAGCUGUGGAGAGCCAGCCAGCAGUGGAGAGCCAGCCAGCAGUGGAGAGCCAGCCAGCAGUGGAGAGCCAGCAGUGGAGAGCCAGCCAGCAGUGGAGAGGCAGCAGGGGAGAGCCAGCCAGCAGUGGAGAGCCAGCAGUGGAGAGCCAGCAGUGGAGAGCCAGCAGUGGAGAGCCAGCCAGCAGUGGAGAGCCAGCAGUGGAGAGCCAGCCGUGAAGAGCCAGCAGUGGAGAGCCAGCAGUGGAGAGCCAUCCAGCAAUGGAGAGCCACCCAGAGUGGAGAGCCAGCAGUGGAGAGCCAGCAGUGGAGAGCCAUCCAGCAAUGGAGAGGCAGUCAGCAGUGGAGAGCCAGCAGUGGAGAGCCAUCCAGCAAUGGAGAGCCACCCAGCAGUGGAGAGCCAGCAGUGGAGAGCCAGCAGUGGAGAGCCAGCAGUGGAGAGCCAUCCAGCAAUGGAGAGGCAGUCAGCAGUGGAGAGCCAGCAGUGGAGAGGCAGCCAGCAGUGGAGAGGCAGCCAGCAGUGGAGAGCCAGCAGUGGAGAGGCAGCCAGCAGUGGAGAGGCAGCCAGCUGUGGAGAGCCAGCUGUGGAGAGCCAGAGGCGCUGUGCUGGCAGGGCCUGUAACCCUCGCAUGGGGGACCUAGCCUUGGGUUCGAGGACUACUCACCCAGUCUGUGUGUGGAUCCAACUCCACAGAGUCCUACUGCUCCUACCAACAGACUUCUAGUUCUCCCGACAAGGAGUCUUCCUGCCCAGCAGUACCCAAAUGCAGCAAGUGCAACGCAGCCCUCCCCCACCAGGCCCACCUAGCCACUGCCAUGACCGACUCGUCCUUUGAAUACCCAGAUACAUGGUGGCAGUCUGCAGAGAGGGUGGAGACCGAGACCCUCCAACUAGACCUGGAGACAGAGUUCUACUUCACCCACCUGAUCCUGGUGUUCCGUUCCCCCCGCCUCUCUGCCAUGCUGCUGGAACGUUCCCAGGACCACGGACAGACCUGGAAGACCCUCAGGCACCAUCGAGGACCACUUUGGAAAUAAGUGUUUUAAUUCAUACUUUGAUGUGUUAUGCUCUGGGAUCAAAAUACACCUAUUUUCUUUUAACCCAGGUACUUUGCCAGGGACUGUGAGGACACCUUUGGCCUGGCCAAGGAUGGGGGAGAGUGUGGCAGCCUGUACCUCCAAGUACUCAGAAGCGUUCCCCUGUGAACACUGUUUUCUGUCUCCCUCUUACUCCUGUGGCAGAUCCACAGGGGGUGUGCGUGUAGCUGUGUGUAUCUGUCUGUAACAGUAAUCCAGUAAUACAUAUGUAAUACACUGCUCCCUCCCUCCCUUGUGGCAGGUCCACGGGAGGUGUGUGUGCAGACACAAAACAGCCGGCGACCAUUGUGAGCGCUGUGCUCCCCUCUACAACGAACAGCCUUGGCAAGCUGCCAACGGUAUCAUAGGAGCCACCGCAUGAAUGCAAGAGUGAGUCUUACAGGGUCAGGAAGGUGAACAGGCAAAACCACGUACAUUAUACAAUAUACACAGCCACAGCCAGACAUAUUCACUAGUAAAUGUAUGAUUCAAUAGGUACAGUACAUUUUAUUUUUGUUAUUCAGGAUGCCAUUGAUUUAUCGAUGCAAAUAUUAGUGAAACCUAUUAUCUGUACCUUUGAGAAAACAGAUUGAACCGAAUCACACUGGAUUAGAACGCUGUCAAACAUCUUGUUAUUUUUCCUGUGCGGAUCAACAUAAUUGUCACGCCGAUCAUUGUCGCAGUGUGAAUAAGGUCUAUAGGAAAACAGAAAUGUGUUUACUCUUUCUUUUUAGAGUGUAAGUGUGCAGACAUGCAGACAGCUGUCACUUUGACCUGGGUGUGUGGCUGGCAUCAGGAUGGCGUAGUGGGUGUGUGUGUGACUCCUUUUUAAUAAAUGUGCAAACAUUUCUAAAAGCCUUUUUUCGCCUUGUCAUUAUGGGGUAUUGUGUGUAGAUUGAGGGAAAACAUUUAUUUCAUCUAUUUUUGAAUAAGGCUGUAACGUAACAAAAUGUGGAAAAAAGGGAAGGGGUCUGAAUAUUUUCCGAAAGCACUGUACUUCUGCCUGCAUCUCUCUGUCCCUGUUAUAUCUGCUUUGUUACUAUGUUGUAACCCAGCUCUGUCCAUGUAAGAGUACACACUUAUCCCUCUCUGUCCCUGUUAUAUCUGCUUUGUUACUAUGUUGUAACCCAGCUCUGUCCAUGUAAGAGUACACACUUAUCCCUCUCUGUCCCUGUUAUAUCUGCUUUGUUACUAUGUUGUAACCCAGCUCUGUCCAUGUAAGAGUACACACUUAUCCCUCUGUCUGUCCCUGUUAUAUCUGCUUUGUUACUAUGUUGUAACCCAGCUCUGUCCAUGUAAGAGUACACACUUAUCCCUCUGUCUGUCCCUGUUAUAUCUGCUUUGUUACUAUGUUGUAACCCAGCUCUGUCCAUGUAAGAGUACACACUUAUCCCUCUCUGUCCCUGUUAUAUCUGCUUUGUUACUAUGUUGUAACCCAGCUCUGUCCAUGUAAGAGUACACACUUAUCCCUCUGUCUGUCCCUGUUAUAUCUGCUUUGUUACUAUGUUGUAACCCAGCUCUGUCCAUUUACGAGUCCACACUUAUCCCUCUCUGUCCCUGUUAUAUCUGCUAUGUUACUAUGUUGUAACCCAGCUCUGUCCAUUUACGAGUCCACACUUAUCCCUCUCUGUCCCUGUUAUAUCUGCUUUGUUACUAUGUUGUAACCCAGCUCUGUCCAUGUAAGAGUACACACUUAUCCCUCUGUCUGUCCCUGUUAUAUCUGCUUUGUUACUAUGUUGUAACCCAGCUCUGUCCAUGUAAGAGUACACACUUAUCCCUCUCUGUCCCUGUUAUAUCUGCUUUGUUACUAUGUUGUAACCCAGCUCUGUCCAUGUAAGAGUACACACUUAUCCCUCUCUGUCCCUGUUAUGAUUUGUUACUUGUUUUUUUAACCCUCAGCCUCUGACUCUUGCACAAGUAA
Oncorhynchus keta (chum salmon) is the source of this 4109-nucleotide messenger RNA. RefSeq names its product serine-aspartate repeat-containing protein I-like. The transcript has 2 exons. Bases 673 to 1836 code for a protein of 387 amino acids. The record is from RefSeq and is a predicted model, not a curated record. NCBI's taxonomy places the organism in Eukaryota, Metazoa, Chordata, Actinopteri, Salmoniformes, Salmonidae.